Molecule: messenger RNA, 1017 nt
Organism: Dentiscutata heterogama
Lineage: Eukaryota; Fungi; Glomeromycota; Glomeromycetes; Diversisporales; Gigasporaceae
Source: the annotation of a GenBank genome assembly
AUGGACAUCUUUGUAAGGUUUAUAAAAGCAGAUAAUAUCGGAGAAGCUGAUCUCAAAAACUUAGCGCAUUAUAAGUAUGGUGCAAUUGAUAAAUCACCAAUAGCAAAUUACAUACUUAAGCAUUAUUGGAACUGGGCAAUCGAAUUGUUUCCCAGGUGGAUGGCUCCCAAUUUAAUAACUUUAUGUGGAUUAGGAUUUGUAUUUAUUAAUGUCUUAAGCGUUAUCUAUUGGAUUAAUGAUUUAGUAGGACCUGGUUUAUGGUUAUAUUCAACAUUUGACAAUGUGGAUGGCAAGCAAGCUCGGCGUACUGGAACUUCUUCACCUCUUGGCGAGUUAUUUGAUCAUGGAUGUGACGCCCUUAAUUGCUCUUUCAGCGCAGUAGUUCUUGCUGGCGUCUUAGGACUAGGACAUACUUAUUAUGCUGCUGCCUUCCUUCUCUUAAUAAUUGUACCUUUUUAUAUGUCUACCUGGGAAGAAUAUCACACCGGAGUAUUAUAUCUUGGGUACUUUAACGGUCCCACAGAAGGUGUCUUGGGAGCUUGUAUAUUAAUGAUAAUCUCUGCAAUUAGGGGUCCAGGAUUAUGGAUGGAAGAAUUGCGAAAUGUAAUGAAUCCUGUGCCUGAAUUCAUUCCACCUAACUGGUGUUUGGUAGAUUUGAUCCUCAUUUUCACGUUUUUAUCUGUAGUGGCGCUACAUAUUCCAAACAGUAUAUAUAAUGUAUACUUAGCAUGUCGUGAUAAAAAUGAAUCAUUCCGCACAGCUAUUUCUCAGCUGUUCACAAUAGCUUUAUAUUCUGUGAGCGGAAUCUUUUGGAUCACAUCACCUCACUCAUAUAUACUAAAGCAUAAACACUUCAUUUUGUUCGCACUUACAGUUGGAGUGGUAUUUGGUCGUAUCGCGACUAAAGUUAUAUUGGCGCAUUUGACAAAAAAACCAUUUCCAAUGUAUACUGUCCUUUUGGCUCCAUUGUUUAUAGGAGCUGUUUUGACAAAUAUACCGGAGCUUUUUAACACGUAA